This is a messenger RNA of Pseudomyrmex gracilis, 1280 nucleotides long. RefSeq lists its product as uncharacterized. NCBI's taxonomy places the organism in Eukaryota, Metazoa, Arthropoda, Insecta, Hymenoptera, Formicidae. The transcript has 3 exons. Bases 378 to 914 code for a protein of 178 amino acids. The record is from RefSeq and is a predicted model, not a curated record.
AUAAUGAAUAAACCGCCCAAAACAAUAUUUACAUCAGCUAAAAACAGCUGCCGGGGAGGGACUUGACGUUUGCAUCGUUUGCUCGACAUGACAGCUCUGAUAACCUAAGGUACUCGCAUCACGAGCGCACGCAUCGAGAUGAUAAUAGCGCAAUGAUAAAUUAACAGUUAAGAGCAGAGUUAUUGCAGAAUUAUUUCUAUCGAUCAUUCGAUCCUGAUAAGAAAUUCUUGACGAGAAUAUAAAAAGAUAUAUUUCCGAGGAUUGUCGCGCGUUAAUGUGGUUGAAAAUAAAAUCAGUUUUUUUUUUUUUUUUUUUUUUUNUACCACACAGAGCACAUUUUUUGCGUCAUGCGACAGAGGAAUGCGACACUGUGAAAAAUGGAAACGGUGAGAUAUUACGCGAACUUUAUAAAUCCGCACUGGAUAGCCGUGGUGGCAACGGGACUGUACACACAUAUCCGGCAAAUCUGCGUGAUCGGUCUUUGCAGCAUGCAGGAGAAACCAGCUUUCGAGGCGUACUCGCCGUACGCCUCGCUACUGUUCGUCUUCUCCGUUUUGUGCUUGCUAGCGGAAUACAGACUCUGGCCCAUAACUCUCAAAGAACCGCCCAUUCAACUGCUUUAUAUUUAUGAGAUGUUAAUAGCGGCACUGAGUACCAAUUUGGCAAUUCAUAUGGUGUGGAUACCAAUGAUGGACUCGAUUUAUUGUCUAACUCAAUUGUCCAGUGAGUGGUUGAACCAGCUGAACGAUUCUAUGGGAUUGGAUAGUUACUCCUGGCUGAACACGUUUGCUGAUUACAUGGACACGAACACCGCGCCCAUGUACAUGGCGUAUUGCGUGUCGUUGUUAUCGUUCGCUUGGAUGUUGGACGCGACCGAAUCCUUGGACACGUUUCUGGACACAUGGAGCAAGUAGUGAAUUCUGACACUUCGCGAAUCUUUCUGCAAAUCUCUUAUUCCGCGAACUUACACCGCGACAUGUAAUAAAUGACGUCAUAAAUAAUCGAACAAACGCAAUGAAAUAACGAUUCGAUUUGUGUGUCUCUCUCUCUCUCUUUCUUUCUCGGAAGAAGACACGCGCAGGUCGCGAAUAUUAUUACGAGGCGCCAUCGCAAACGCAAAAGGAAGAAAAUCAGGUUCAGUAAUCCCGAAGUGACACACUCGUUCUUUUACAAACUCUGUCGGAUGAAACCGUUCGUGACAAAUUGCAGAAUGUAAGCUCGUCGACAGUUUGAUGCAUAUUUCUUUUAUUGUUUUAUUAUAACGUCAUUGCUUAUUGUAU